AUGGACCAUCGUGCGCGGUUUGGGUUCCUGCAGCGGCGCUCGUACGCGCCGCAGCUCAGCGUCGACAUUCCAGCGGAGAUUGCUCGCCAGACUAAGUGCACCGUCUUUACACUGAUCCCGCUACCGCCCGCACUGCUCUAUGAUCCCUUCACUGCGCGCAUCGAGCGCUCGGAAGCGGUGAGCGACGCCCAGUUCCUCGGCCACCUCGAGCUGGAAAAGGCGGUGGGCUGGGCGGGUGAAGGCGCAUACGAGGACGAGGUACGGCGUACGUGGUGGGAGCGCAACGACUUCCAGGACCCCGAUCUCGCGCCCCCCGCGGCGCGCCUCGAGUCGUGCCACGGCAAAGCGUGCGAGCACACGGCGCUACUCCUCGAGCUCGACCCCGCUACGAACACCGCGGAGCUGGAUGUGCACCUAAACGUGCCGCUACAUGUGCGCUACCACGCGGCGCAGGCACGCGACGCCGACGUGCUGCCUGCCGACCCCCCGGCGGCGCACGACGGCAGCGCUUGGGGCCGUGCGACGCACGCAUUGGCCCACGCACAGCACCGCUGGCAGCAGUUUACUGACUCCUACCUUGCGCGCUGGACGCAUACACAGUACGAGCAUGUGCCGCUGCUCGCGAAUAAUGCGGGCCCGGUCGUGUUUGCGUCGUGCAGCGAGCCGCCGGACCCGAUGAUCUGGGAGGAGACGGCCCCCGCGCAGCUGCUCCAUGGCGAGCACGCCCACCUGCUCGCCGAGCUCAACGGUGCGCUCGCGACGCAGACCUCGCCGCUGUACACGCCGAUCGCUGCAUCGUACACCGACGAGCCGACGAGCGCCGAGGUUCCGAUCGGAAAUGCGGCGCUAUACCCUGCGGUGCUGCUCAUGACGCUGCUUGCCGUGCUCUUUGCGACGCGCGCAGUGGUGAAGAGUGUGCGCCAUGCGGCGUCCGUAUAG
Malassezia japonica is the source of this 939-nucleotide messenger RNA. RefSeq lists its product as uncharacterized. Gene Ontology annotation, biological process: GPI anchor biosynthetic process. The transcript has 2 exons. Bases 1 to 939 code for a protein of 312 amino acids. NCBI's taxonomy places the organism in Eukaryota, Fungi, Basidiomycota, Malasseziomycetes, Malasseziales, Malasseziaceae. The record is from RefSeq and is a predicted model, not a curated record.